ACAGACGGCAAAUUGUGGUGUGCCACCACUGACAGCUAUGAUAGAGACCAGAGAUGGGGUUUCUGUCAGAACCGUGAUCCUACCGUAAUUGUGACAAGCUCAGAUGGAGAUCCCUGCCACUUUCCUUUUGUAUUUCAGGGGAUACCAUACAACGACUGUACGACUGACGGGAGGACAGACUUCAAAUUGUGGUGUAGCACCACUGACAACUAUGAUAGAGACAAGAAAUCGGGUUUCUGUCCUGACCUGGGUGUUAGCCUGUUCCUGGUGGCUGCCCACGAGUUCGGACACUCACUGGGUUUGUCUCACUCCAACAUUAGAGGAGCUCUCAUGUACCCUACGUACAGCUAUGUGGAGAAUUUCUCCCUGGAUCAGGACGACAUUGAUGGCAUUCAGUACCUCUACAGAAAUAAAACAGGCCCUGGUCCUACUCUCAACGCCACAGUAAUACCUAAUCCGACUAGUUCAUCUGUCGUGACAGUGUCACCCAUUGUAAAUCCCACCAAAGACCCCUGCAAGAUGCUCAAGUUUGACACCAUCACUGUGAUUCACAAACAUCUGCAUUUCUUCAAAGAUGGGUAA
Poecilia latipinna (sailfin molly) is the source of this 582-nucleotide messenger RNA. Its product is annotated as matrix metalloproteinase-9-like. Gene Ontology annotation, cellular component: extracellular matrix. NCBI's taxonomy places the organism in Eukaryota, Metazoa, Chordata, Actinopteri, Cyprinodontiformes, Poeciliidae. The transcript is spliced from 4 exons. The record is from RefSeq and is a predicted model, not a curated record. The annotation marks the transcript as partial. Gene Ontology annotation, biological process: collagen catabolic process; extracellular matrix organization; proteolysis. Gene Ontology annotation, molecular function: zinc ion binding; metalloendopeptidase activity.